Molecule: messenger RNA, 4951 nt
Organism: Paramecium sonneborni
Lineage: Eukaryota; Ciliophora; Oligohymenophorea; Peniculida; Parameciidae
Source: the annotation of a GenBank genome assembly
AUGUUUUCACUGUUUAGCUAUUUUCUUUGUUUAGUAAUUUCAAGUGAAAUAUUGUUCCUCUCCCUAGAUUCAGAGUAUGAUAUUCUUUAAAUUAGUAACCUUAUAUUACCUCUAAAACUUGAGGAUGAAUUUGGAACAAAUUAAGAGAACAAUAUAUAUUUUUAUGAUGUAAAUGCUAAUGGGAUCAGCAGUAAAAGUGACAUCUUUUCAAUAGGAAGUAUAAAUGUUAUAAUAUAUCUUAGUUUGGAUAAAAACAAAUGUAGAAAAAAAAAAAUAAUUUAUCAUGUCAAUCAAUGAAGAUAGUGUAGUUAUUGAAUUAAGUCCUGAUGAAUCUGCAGAUACUCUUAAAGUACAUCAAGGAUCAGGAAUUUUCAGAACAGAGAUACAAAACACUUGGAUUUAUACGUUCUAUUUAUAAUUAGAAUUUUAUAUCUCAUAAUGGAUUUGUCUUUUGAAUUUUUCAGCUGGAUAUGAUCCUUUAUGUAAGUAAUUAGAUGGGGAAGAUUAUUCUCUUUUCAGCUUUCUAUAACCUACUUCUAAUUAAAAUAAUUAAUAUCAAGUUGAUUCUUGGCAACAGGAUGCUAUUUCAAUAACAGCUAAAGUACUAAAUAUAUCACCUGAUAUUAUUUGUAAAAAUUACAACAAUUUAAUCACAACAACAUGUAAUCCUAUUAAUAAUUUAAUUAUAUCAAACUAUAUAGAACUGAAUGUAAUAUUAGAUCUAAAAUUGUAUGAAAGAAUUUAAACAAAAAUUUUAAAAGAUUGGAGUGAUAAUUAACAUAUUGUUAAAAUAGGUAGUAUUUAAAAUCCUCUAAUUAUUCCAAGUGAAUAAUUGUUGUCAUUCUCAUCAAACCAAUAUAUUAAGAUAGAAAAUUUUAAAAUUUCAAAGACAAUCACUAUAGAAUUUUAAUUAUUUGAUGAUAAUUUAACAGAUGAGGUCACUCUAUUUGUAUUCCAAUCUUAAAAAUUAGCUCAAGAUUUAUUAACAAUUAAUGCAAAUUUUGAUACAAGAGAAUUAUCUAUAAUCUUAAAUGCAAUUCCAAUUGAAGUAUGUUCAGUAAAUUUUGGAAAUAAAUUUAUAAUAUCAAUAAUUAACGGAAUAAUAACAACAUAAUUUUUAAUUAUUGAAAACGAUAUAUAAAGAAGUUUAUUUACUAAAGAAGUAAUUAUAUAAUUACAAGAUGUAGACACCUUGAUUAUUGGAAACAAAUAUAGUAAAUAUUAAUAGUAAAUUAGAUAUAAAUAUUAAUCCAUUUAGACUAUCUAAUAUUAGAAUAAGUAAUGGAUUUUACUUUGUUUUGAAAUAGGAAUGUGGUUUUUCUAUAAAUUAAUGUUAUUAUUGUUUCAAUGUAUGAAAAUGUUAAAUUUAGAAUAAUUAUUUACAUUAAGGAUAGUGUUUGUCAUAAUGCCCAUCUAAUUUUGAAAAGAAUGAAUUAAGAAAAGAAUGUAUACCUAAAUGUCAUUCAACUUGUUUAACAUGUGAUCCAUCUAAUUUAUCAUAUUGCUUAACUUGUUCAGGUAUAAGAAUAAAUUAACCAAAUUGCAAUUGUCCUAUAGGCUAUUUUGAUGAUGGGAUAUCUCCUAAUUGUAUAAGUAAACAAAUUAAUUAAUUUAAUAAGAAUAUUUUCCUGAUCUAACAGUAGAAGGUGAUAUCUAUGAAGGAGAUUGUUUAAAUGUACCUAAAGAAAUCAAAUUCACAAAAUUAUAUCGAUUUCCUCCAUUAGUAGCGAUUAGUUUAUUAGGUUAUAUAGGAAAGGAUCCUAAUUAAGAUCUUAGAUUUAAAAUUUAUGCAGAUUAUAUCAGCAAUAUCUCUUUUUUCUUAUAAGCAAUUUGUAGUGAUCCAAAUGUUUACUUUAAGAUAUAGUGGGUUUCUGGUUAUAGAAGUCGAUUUCUUAAUGUAAAUUCAUUUGAAGAUAUACCUUAAAAGGAAUUUAUUGUGUCUAUUGAAAUGGAUAAUUAAUUUGAAGGAAGUAUUUUAGGAUGGAAUAUUAGAAAUAUUGAUAAAUAAGAUAUACUUUUAAACUUAGAAAAACAAUCAGAUUCAAAUACUUUUAAUUUUUCAUCAAAUUUAUCUUUAGACAAUAUAUUUUAUUAGUUAUUCGAAUUUCGAAAUUAUGUUUAUAAUUAAAUAUCAUUAAAUUUAAAUUUGUAGACUUAAGGGAAAGAUUUUUCAAUUGGAGGAACAUAUGUGAAUGUGAAUAUUGAAUAGAUUCCUCUUAGCAUUCCAAGUUUAACAACUUUGUAAUAAUAUUAUAAUCAAAAUUCGGGUGUGUUAUAAUUUUAUAUAAAGGAAAGUAAAAGAUUUGGAUAGAUGAGAUACUCUAUUAAAUUAUAAGGAUAAAAAACUAUUUUCCCUAAUUUAGAAAGUAAUGUUAUUAUUUUUGCAUUUAAAUGUAAUAAUCAAAAUAAACCAUGUGAUUAUUUAGAAGAAUUAUAAAAAUGCCAUGUAAUAUUAGAAGAUUGUGAAUGCAGUUCUUCUUAAUAUUAUAAUUAUAUUAAAAAUUAUUGUGUAGAUUGUUCUGACAAUUGUUUAACUUGUGAUUAACAUUAUACAAAUUGUUUAACAUGCCCAUCUUAAUAUAAUUAUACAUUACAAUAAGAUUAGGUUACAUUAUACAAUUACUGUGGAUGUAAUAAAAAUCAAUUUAAAGAUUCAAAUGGAAUUUGUUAAGAUUGUGAUUCUAUGUGUUUUACAUGUGAACAAACUAAAACUAGAUGUAAAAGUUGUAUUGAACCAUAAUUUUUAAAUGAAUUUUAUGAAUGUAAAUGCAAACCUGGUUAUAUUGCAACUUAAUUUGGAUGUGAAUGUAUAUAUACAUCAUUUAUUAUGAAAUAUAGAAUGCAUAUCAGAUUAAUGUUCAAUUUGUUAAGAUAAAAAUUAAUGUAUAUAAUAAUGUGAUCCAUAUUCUUAAUUAAAUGUAGUAACUAAGAAAUGUGAAUGCUAAUUUGGAUACUAUGAUGAUGAUUAAUAAUGCUAAGGUAAAUUAUAAAUAUAUAAUUAUUUAUAGCAUGUAAUGAACCAUGCUUAUCUUGUAUUUCAACUACAAUUUGCUUAUCAUGUAUCACAACUAUGUAUUUUGAUUAAUUUAAUUGUUAUAAAUGUGAACCACCUUGUUAUGAAUGCAAUUCAUAAAUAUCUUGCAUAAAUUGUAUUGAUUAAUCUUACAUUUUGGAUGGUGAUUAGUGUUUGCUUAGAGAUCAUUUUAAUUCAAUAAUAAAAGAAUGUUAAAAAGAUUAUUAUUAUGUAUUCAGAAAUACUGAAUGCGUUUAAAUUUGUGGAGAUUAUUUAGUACCAAAUAAUGUAUAAUGUUAUGAUCCUAACACUAUAAAAGAUAAUUGCAAUAUCAAUUUGUUAAAUACCAAUUGCAUAUGUAAUUAAUUAAAUGAAUGCACAUUCUAUGAUGCCCCAUAGUUAAUCCUUACUUAUUAAAACAUAACCUUUAAUAAAUAAUAUAUUUCAAUCACCUUUAACUAAUAAGUUAAGGUAUAUACUUCUCUUCCUUUAUCUCAAGAGUUUCAAUUUGAAAUCCUAAAUAUCUCUAAUCAAGACUUUAACUACACAUUACAUAUUCUUCAAGAUACAAACCAAGAAGUUCAUUUUGUUGAGUAUAUUUUAGAACUCCAAAUUAAUCGAUUGCUUGAUUAUCGACCUAUCUUCAAAUUAAUUGUCAAUCAAAUUGUUGGUAAUUAGCAAGAUUUGUUACUCUAAUAGAAUUAAUACUUUUUAACUUUGAUGUUCCCUCAAUAUCUAAAUGAACAAUAGGAAUCCUAUUCCUUUAUAUCUCUAAAGGCGAAUUAAUUAAUUAUCUAUAUCUUGCCUGCAUUAUCUUUAAUAUCUUUAUCUAUUGGAUUUCAAUAUUUAUUACUGGAAUGCUUAUUUAUUCUCUAAUAUUAAUAAUACUUAAGAUACAUCAAUCAAAAUUAUCCAUACAAUUUACUCAUUUUUUUUUAACUUAGUGAAAUUAUAUCACUUUAACCAUUGCUUGAAUUUAUUCAUUUUGACGAUUUAUUUGAGUUUUUAGGUCUUAAUUAGGAGAAGUUAUUUAUAGAAGGAAAAUUUAAACUAUAUCCAUAAAAUGCCAAUUUAUUAUAAAACUUCUAAAUCUAAUUUUUUUAAUUCCUUAUUGGAUUACUAAUUUGGAUCUCUAUUAAAUAUUUAAAAAAGAUUCUAUAUUAUUAUAUAUUUAAUUAAAGAUUUUUUAAUUUUAUACAUAAACUUUAUCCAUAUAUAAAUUCAGAAUUUGUUUUAAAAAUAACUUUGAAAUUGUAUAAUUUUUUCUUAAGUUUUAUUAAUUUAGGAAAGUUCAUGAGUUUGAAAGGAGUAAAAUAAAUAUUAUUACUUAAUGGAUGGGAUAUUAUUUUUAAAAUUUUAAUCUUUACUAAAGUUAUGGAUUUUAGUGAUAUCUUGAAUAUAAUACAAGCAAUUAUUUCAUUUGUAAUAUUGUUAUGUUAUUUAAUAAUAAUAUUAACAAUUUGUGAGAAGAAUUCUCAAUUAAUACCAAAUAUUAUUUAAUAAUUAAAACAUAUAAAUGAGAUUGCUCAAGUUAUAAGAACAAUUCUCUUUUUGUUUAUUUUGGUAUAUUUUUAAGAUUCUGGGAUGUUGCAAAUUAAAUUUAUUUGCAUCAUCUGCUUAUUCUCAAUUGGACUCUUAUUUUCACAUAGAAAAAUCUAUAAAAAAUCUUAAUUUAUCAUUUAAUUGGUAGUAGAAUUGUCAGUAUUAAUAUUUACAUUAACUGCCACAGUAUAUAGUAACGAUUUCGUCUAUUUAUUUGAGGAAGAAACAAAAAUUAUUUUUGGCUGGUGUCAUAUAUUUAUAUUAUCAGUGGUAAUUAUAGCAGAAUUUUUUCACUAAGUAAUACAAAUUAUUGGAUCCUUAUAUUAAAAAUUUAAGCAUACUUAAUAAAAAAAAAUAGAGAAGACAAAACCAAGAGUUAUGUUUAUAGAAUUAUGA